Molecule: messenger RNA, 3048 nt
Organism: Paramormyrops kingsleyae
Lineage: Eukaryota; Metazoa; Chordata; Actinopteri; Osteoglossiformes; Mormyridae
Gene: kcnj8
Product: potassium inwardly rectifying channel subfamily J member 8
Biological process (GO): potassium ion import across plasma membrane; regulation of monoatomic ion transmembrane transport
Cellular component (GO): plasma membrane
Molecular function (GO): ATP-activated inward rectifier potassium channel activity
Source: RefSeq, a predicted model, not a curated record
AUGUUGCCUAGAAAGAGCAUAAUCCCCGAGGAGUUUGCGCUGCCGGGGCUCGUCUCCCGUAUACCCCGAAAGCCUGUCUUUAGGGACCGCAUAAACAAGGCGCGCUUCAUAGCCAAAAGCGGCUCCUGCAACAUAGCGCACAAGAACAUCCGCGAACAGGGGAGGUUCCUGCAGGACGUCUUCACCACCCUGGUCGAUCUGAAAUGGCGCUUCACCUUGGUCAUGUUCACCAUGAGCUUCCUGUGCAGUUGGCUACUGUUUGCCAUGGGCUGGUGGCUGGUAGCUUUCGCACAUGGAGACCUGGAUACCAACCGAAAAGCUGGCAUCGAGCAAUGCGUCACCAACGUGAAGUCCUUCAGCUCAGCCUUCCUGUUCUCCAUUGAGGUCCAGGUGACCAUUGGGUUCGGGGGCCGCAUGAUCACAGAGCAGUGCCCUACCGCCAUCCUGGUGCUGAUCCUGCAGAACAUAGCCGGGCUCAUCAUCAACGCCAUCAUGCUGGGCUGCAUCUUCAUGAAGACGGCGCAGUCGCACCGGCGUGCCGAGACGCUCAUCUUCAGCCGCAACGCCGUCAUCGCCGUGCGCAACCACCGCCUCUGUUUCAUGAUCCGUGUGGGCGACUUGCGUAAAAGCAUGAUCAUCGGAGCCACUGUACGCCUUCAGGUGGUCCGCAAGACCACCACCCCGGAGGGUGAGGUCAUCCCCAUCCACCAGAUCGACAUCCAGACCGAGAGCGCUGCCUACAGCAAUAACAUGUUUCUGCUGGCGCCCCUCAUCAUUUGCCACGUGAUCGACAAGGACAGCCCCCUGUAUGACCUGUCAGCCAUGGAGCUGCAGUGUAGCGACCUGGAGGUCAUCGUCAUCCUGGAGGGGGUGGUGGAGACCACAGGCAUCACCACGCAGGCCCGCACCUCCUACGUGGCGGAGGAGAUCCAGUGGGGGCACCGCUUCGUGCCCAUCGUCACCGAAGAGGAGGGAGUGUACUCCGUAGACUACUCCAAAUUCGGCAACACGGUAAAGGUACCCACCCCGAAGUGCAGCGCUCGGGAGCUGGACGAGAAGCCCUUCAUCCUCAUCCAGACCAUGCAGAAGAGCGAGCUCUCGCACCAGAACUCACUGCGCAAACGCAACUCCAUGCGCAAGAACAACUCCAUGCGCCGCAACAACUCCGCCCUCAUGAUGCCCAAGGUGCAGUUCGUGACACCAGAGUGCAACCAGAACAUAGCCGCCACAUGACUGGUGGUCUCGGCCCCGCUGGCCGUCCUCCUCUGCCUCAGCACAUUCAGGACCUCUCAUCUGCCUUUUAUUCAGCUAGAUGUAACUGUUCUGCUCUGGCCUGUGUUGUCACACCUCUUGAGGAAUCAUUUUAGCCCCUGACUGACUCUUUAUUUUGGCUCGAUCUUCGUGAACAUUGCACUCUAAAAGUCUCACUGUCUUAAUAUUUGGCUUUUCAGAGACAAAGAUUGAUUCAUUUUUUUCCCCUGUAUUAUGUCACGCUCUCCACCAAGUAACACAGCACACUACACAAAACUCUGUAAUUUUCUGUACUGACAACUACAUAGUAUUUCGUGUAUUGACUAAAUCAUAAUUCAUUUCAGUUAAACUUUAAUUUGUAAUUAAGGAGAUUAGUUUUAUCUCUGUCGGAAGUAAUUUAUUUAAGGCAUUGGUUUUUGAACAUUUUACAUUUUAAUUUGGUUCAAAAAUGCCCACUCAAAGUAACUGAGCUGCUAACAUUCAAGAAAACUAUAAAUAUAUUUUACAAAGGCUGUUCUCAAUGCACUGUUUAGAUAUUGAAAUUCUUCAGUCUUUUGUAAAACCAUCAAGCCAAUGAAUGAUAGCUGACUGGUUGCUUCCUUUUAUAUUUGCAUAUUUCCCAGCAUGCUUUUCAUUUCUCUUUUUAGUUUUUUUUUCCUUUAGAAAUUCACUAUCCCGCACAUAACGCAUGUGUACUGGUUUGCAGUAACGUGCAAGGUCUUAUUUUUAUAUUAGACACUUCAUUAAACAUUUGUACUGUUACACAAGUAUAGGCAUCUAAUAAUACUUUUACAGGGGUCACUUAUUACAUACAGGACAGAAACAUGGAGUAACGAGGCAUGGAACCAAGAUGAUAAUACGGUGACGACCAUGUGGUUCGGUGACCAUAUGCACGCCUUUUCUCUUCCUUUUUGGGUGCUAAAAUUGCCGGAAAUGCUCGCGAUUUCGCUUUAAUUCACGUUGUCAUCAUCUUUCUACAGUCAGACUACUCUGUGUGUGAGAUUGCCAUCUAAGGUUACAAGAAAAUGGUACCGUACUAACUUAUAAGCACGUAAAUAGGGAUGACACUGGCACAAAUUCCUAAUAUACAUACUUUGUAGUACCUUAUAAUUGGCAUCCAACAAACUUUUAAAAGUAACCACGUUUUUAUUAAUCACAAAUGGGGUUACAAUAGGUCGGACACCUUUUUGCUGUGACUGACCUUUCACUUACUUUACCCUUUUUACUUUUUGCAAAACAUGUUACACUUGUUAUACUACGAUAUCUUUUUAAAUGCACGUAUGUUGUAAAUAAUUCUCAUGACAGGUUUUAUGAAUAAAACUGGCAACAUUUGGAUUUUUUUCUUAUGCUUAAUUUGUACUUAAAAAAAUAAUCUUUACAGUUCAGCGGGCGAACAGGGACAAAGUAAAUGCCAUUAAACAGAAUAUGAAAUUAACCUGGUAAGUUAGUGCUUGAGACAUUCGCUCCGUUUAGUAAAUCUACAGAUUUAUCUGGAACAAAGCCAUGAUCUUUUCCCACGACCCGUGAAUGAACUGAAAAAUCUAAGAACUACACAAAGAGAAAAUUGUUUAUAAACGGAUGAUUAUAAUUCGUUCUUAUUGUAAAAAAAUAGAUAUAUAUGCUAUAUGACCAACUGAAUCUUAAUUUGUGCUGACUUCAGUCGAAUAUUUGCCAAUAAUCUUAGGCCUACUAAAAACGAGAAAUGUGUGCACCCACCAAAUGUGACAAACAACUUUUUUAGCAAGAGCUAUGUAAAGGAUUAGGGUAACAUUGAAUAAAUCUCAUUUAUCGAUUAAA